GUCAGGGAAGGCUUCACGCAAAUCUUCUCCCACAAAUUUGAGUAAUAUUGCGGACUUUAACUGAAAAUGUAGAAAAUGGAUAAAGACAAUGUGAAGGUGUCGACCAAUGGGGAUGGGCCUGGUAAAGAAAGCACUGUUACACCAGUAGAAAAACCAACCCCACAAGGAGACAAAGCCCCAACAUCUUUGUCUGUAGACAUUCCCAACCAUCAAGAUAUUAAACGCCAAGAGUCCUUGCUACUCUCUCCUCAACCCAUGUCACCAGACCCAGUGCAUGAUCUGCCUGUUGAAUUGUUGCAAAUGGGAUGGAGACGAUUCUGGAGCAAGAGAGAGGAGAGACCAUAUUUCUUUAACAAAAACACAAAUGAGUCUUUAUGGGAAAUGCCUCAUUUUCCUGGAAUGUCUUCACCUCAAAACAAUUUCCUAACAGAUCCUUUGGGUAUAGGUGGAGAUGGCCCAACCCCUCACCACAUGGAUGCACGUCUUAGCCGCCCAAGCACUGAUAUUCCACCAGCACAAGUUGGAGAAAAAAGGCGUGCAAGUAUGGAGGGUAUUGAAAGUCCCACAAAGAGACCUGCAUUUGGCUACAGCCCUUUUUGGAAUUUUGAUAUCCCUACAAAUGCAGUCAUGUUUGAGAGGGUUCCCUGCUGUUUACCACCUCCCAUGCCAGAGGUGGAGAAGUUUAGAGCCCAGCUAGUAUACAAACUAAGACAACAGUACCAGGAACUCUGCCAUACACGAGAGGGAAUUGAUGCACCAGUGGAGUCCUUUAAUCGCUGGCUAUUGGAAAGGAAGGUUGUUGAUCGAGGGAAGGACCCCAUGCUGCCUUCCCAGUGUACCCCAGAAGUUUCUCAAUCUAUGUACAGGGAGAUCAUGAAUGACAUUCCUGUCAAACUGGUCAAGCCCAAGUACACAGGGGAUGCACGCAAACAGCUCUUUAAAUAUGCUGAGUCAGCUAAAAGAAUGAUUGAAACAAGGAGUGCAUCCUCUGAUAGCAGGAAGAUUGUGAAAUGGAAUGUAGAGGAGACAUUUACAUGGCUGAGGAAACAAGGGGCUGCUUCAUAUGAAGACUACUUGGAAAGGCUGGCUCACUUAAAGAGGCAGUGUCAGCCUCACCUGACAGAGACUGCUAAGUCUUCUGUAGAAGGAAUCUGUUGUAAGAUGUACAAUAUGUCUUGUGAGAGUGUCCGCAAACUCCAUGAGUUCCAUUGGCAGCUACUGAAGGAGCAUGGAAUCAAGGAACCAGCCAAAUUCCCUGAUCCCAUCAAUCCCAGAAAAGUGUUGUGUUACCCAAUCCAAAUGUGUGUUCCCUGUCCCAGGCUAUCAACUGUAGAACUCAUGCAGGACAAAGAAACCCACACACUAAAAUGGAAUGGAGAAAUACUCAAACUCAACAGCUCACAUUUCUGUAAACUGGAGCAAUUGUACAAAUUAAAUUGUCGAGAUGAUCCCAGAUUUGACCAUUUUCUUGGACGUGUCUGGUGUUUACUACGCAGAUAUCAUACAUUAUUUGGCCUUGGUCCAAAUGAAGGGUUUGGAUUGCAGGGAGCUUUAUCAGUCUCAGUAUUUGAGUGUCUUCAUCGAGUUUUUGGAGUGACUUUUGAAUGUUUUGCCUCUCCACUGAAUUGUUAUUUCAAGCAAUAUUGCUCAGCAUUUGAAGAUACUGAUGGUUAUUUUGGAUCCCGUGGACCUAUUCUUAAAUUCAGACCCGUUAGUGGGUCAUUUGAGGCCAAUCCACCAUUCAGUGAAGAACUCAUGGAAACCAUGGUUGACCAUUUCGAGAAUUUGCUAAAGGAAUCUAAAGAACCUCUGUCAUUUUGUGUGUUUAUCCCAGAGUGGAGGGACCCACCAACAGAGGCUCUCAUUAGACUGGAAUCCAGCAGAUUUAAAAGGAAGUCUGUUGUGUUGCCACCCUAUGAACAUGAGUAUCGGAGUGGUUUUCAGCAUUUUUGUCCAAAAGAUGAGAUGAAUGUGAAAUCUCUCCAUGGAACACUUGUGGUAUUUCUACAAAAUGAUGCUGGAUUUCAACGCUGGAAUCCUACACCAGAGAAAAUUAAAGAACUUUUACUGGCCGCAAAACCAAAAGACACUGUAGUUUGAUGUGUUUUCACAAAAACUUAAAAGUGUGCAAGAAGUAGGAAAUCCUACACAAUCAGAUUACUGAGAAGUAGCUUGUGAACACAGUAAAUCGUUUCUAUUGUUAUCAUUAAGGUUCUGAAAUGUUGUGUUUUUUCUUGUUAAGAAUAUUCUGGAUAAUUUCAAGCAGCUUUUCUGACAUUGAUGACUUGGUGCAUUUGGCCAUAAGUCUGAAGGAUCCGUGUGAGACAAAGGCAGCAGUAUUCAUGUGGAGACAAUGGAGGGGGGCACCUGCUGGUGAAUGUUGUGUCCUUGCCUCAUUACCCACACCAUAGAAAUGAACAAAGACUGCAUUUGACUUCGUCAUUUAAUUUAUACACUUUUUCAUUGUUAAAUAUGACUUUUUCAAACAGUUUCAGAAGGCAUUUGAGUAGAAAACACCCUGUUUCAACAAAAUCAAGUUCUUGCCAUAACUUUGUAAUGAAGAAUUCAUUGGAAGCUAAUGAUACAUUUAACCUUAUAAUUUUAAAGCAGAUAUUGUAAAAAGUUCUUACAUUUAAUAUCAAAUAGGUUGCCUAUUAUUAAGGGUUUUUACAUUACACUUUAUGUAUGCUGAUCAGGGUCAGUUUGUAAAGAUAAACAUGUCAGGAGUUACAAUGGAAAAAAAUAUUGUCUUGGCCAUAACUGUAAUACAAGAAUUUUAGAAGUUCAAUUGGCAUAAUUUAAUCAUUGAAAUAGGCCACAGUUAUAGAUACCUGGAGUUGCAUGAAUAUAUGCUAUACAGUGUAGUUUAGAUUUGCACCAGUUGCACAUGCCCAUUAGUGAUGUAAGUUCAUUAGGACCACUGUACUUUAUACUAUACCAGUAGUUAAAAAACAUGUACAUAUACAUGGAUUUGUUUCUAUGGUGUAUUGUACAUAUAUUACAUUUGCAUGUUAUUGUCUGAAAUCCACUUGUGAAAUGGAGGAUUUAUUGAAAUGAUCUCUGUUUAUAUUUAUGAAUAUGUUGUUGUUUACACAUGUAUCACUGAUGUAUAUUUCUGUCAAUCAUAAUUUAUUGUCAUCAUCUGUAGCACUUCUUUCCUGUACAGGUAUUAUUUUUAAUACAUGCCCUGACACUUAAAUUUAGUUUUAUAUUCUUUUUACCUGUUUUAAAUUUGUCAUAUUUUAAAAGUGCAUGUACAUGUAUUUAGAAAAUAUGAAAUAUUUAAUCGUUAAUUUUUUUUUAUAUGAAAAUAUAUUAUUUAGUUUUAUUAUAAUUGAUGUGCCCUAGUAUUUAAUUACAGGUAUGUUAAGAAUUCUAUAGUUUGUCUGUUAAGAUAAACUGUUCUUUAUUUGUGUACAAUUGGUGUAUUAGAAAUAUUAGAAUUCAAAGUGCUUCUCUAUUAUUUGCACUGCAUGGGACUUUGGCAAUCUGUUACUAUUGUUUUUCAAAGUUUAUCUGUUCAUAAGUUGUUUAACAUGGUCAAUUUAAAUAGCUACAUGUAUCAUGGUCGGCCUUUUCAGUGUCUAGAGUACACAUACUUUUCUGUAAAGUAAAUACAAUAAUCUCUGCAAAUUUCAUUGUACUUAAUAAACUAGUGUAUGUUAAAA
Saccostrea echinata is the source of this 3668-nucleotide messenger RNA. RefSeq names its product mRNA (2'-O-methyladenosine-N(6)-)-methyltransferase-like. Bases 76 to 2100 code for a protein of 674 amino acids. Gene Ontology annotation, molecular function: mRNA (2'-O-methyladenosine-N6-)-methyltransferase activity; RNA polymerase II C-terminal domain binding. The transcript has 14 exons. Gene Ontology annotation, cellular component: nucleus. NCBI's taxonomy places the organism in Eukaryota, Metazoa, Mollusca, Bivalvia, Ostreida, Ostreidae. The record is from RefSeq and is a predicted model, not a curated record.